Molecule: messenger RNA, 4323 nt
Organism: Mugil cephalus (flathead mullet)
Lineage: Eukaryota; Metazoa; Chordata; Actinopteri; Mugiliformes; Mugilidae
Gene: musk
Product: muscle, skeletal, receptor tyrosine kinase
Exons: 17
Coding region: 353-3274 (973 amino acids)
Biological process (GO): cell surface receptor protein tyrosine kinase signaling pathway; protein phosphorylation; multicellular organism development
Cellular component (GO): signaling receptor complex
Molecular function (GO): ATP binding; protein binding; transmembrane receptor protein tyrosine kinase activity
Source: RefSeq, a predicted model, not a curated record
GGUUUGAUUAAUAAAGAGUGGCACAGUUGUCGAUCGUUGCGAAUGCGGAGGGCUCUUGGCGCUGGAGCCUUUGGAGCUUAGAGCACAGCACCAAAACCUGAGUGACUGCACACGAGGACAGCAAGCAGCUGUCACUGUCCAUUACAGCAUUUGAACACACACAAAUACUCGCACACACACACACACACACACACACACACGGUCACUGUGACUGGGCUGGUUCAUGUUGAGCACAGAGCUCAUGGCUGUCCCUGGCUAAGGCUCACGCAGACGCAGUCAGGAAAGUCAGGCAACAAGAACAGCUCCUUAUCUGCCAUGGGAAUCUAAGCACCCGCUCGUUCCGUACCUGUCCAUGCGCUUUGUUCGGACGGAUCACUCAAGAGUGAGGAUGACGACCGUGGGACACGUUUUAGUCUUUCUGCUGGGUACGGUCACCUCAAGUUACAGCAUGCAGACAGCGCCUCGCAUCAUCACCCUCCUGGAGACGGUGGAUGUGUUACAGGACCACAAUGCCACCUUCAUCUGUGAGGUGCAGUCACGUCCUCCUGCUGACAUCACCUGGACCAAGAACAACCACCCAAUUAUGUACUAUGACACUCGGUACCUUACCAGGGAGCAGGGUCAGAUGCUGAUCAUCCCUCGUGUAAGAGAGUCAGAUAAUGGAGAGUACUGCUGCAUCGCCAGUAACGGCAUCGGAGAGCCCGCCAAGAGUUGUGGAGCGCUCCAGCUGAAGAUGAAGCCACAGAUCAAACGGCAUCCUACCAAUGUAACCCUUCUCAUAGAAUCCAAAGCAGUGCUGCCCUGUGUUACAUUUGGCAACCCCAAGCCGGAUGUCACCUGGCUUAAAGACGAUGAACUUAUUAAGAUCAGUGACCGUGUUGCUAUUCUUGACUAUGGUGCAUUGAAAAUCCAUAACAUACAGAAAGAGGAUGCUGGACAGUACCGAUGUGUGGCCAAGAACAGCUUUGGCUUGGCCUUUUCAAAGCCUGUCACUAUAGAAGUACAGGCGCCGGCGCGAAUCCUGCGGGUUCCAAAGGAGAAGAGAGUUGCGUAUGGCAGCCAGAUUUCCCUCGAGUGUAACGCCACAGGGAACCCGACCCCGACCAUCACUUGGCUGGAAAAUGGGAAUACUAUCUCGGGUGGAUCAGUUGAAGAGACCUUGGUGGGAGAGGUGAUACUGUCCGUUCUUAGAGUGACGGUGAGUAAGCCGGCUCUGUAUACCUGUAUGGCUUCCAACAGACACAGCGCCGGAGCCAACACUGCCAAAGCAACCGCAAAAGUCACAGUCGCAGAAUGGAGACUCUAUAAAGGCGUUGCAGGUUACUGCAGUGCAUAUCGUGGAGAUGUUUGUCGCACGAUUCUGCACGAUGACUCGCUGGUUUUCUUUAACUCCUCCCUCUCGGACCCCGAGGACAUGCAGGAGUACCUGGUUCAGAGUUGGUGGACGGAGCUCGAAGGACUUGGUGGGCUGUGUCGCCCCGCGAUACGCUCAUUGCUUUGCCAUUCCUCUUUCCCCGACUGCAACCCCUCAGGGCUAGGACCUGCACCUAAACCUGUCUGCAGAGAACAUUGCCUGGCAGUGAAGGAGGUGUACUGCCAUAAGGAGUGGUUGGUUCUUGAGGGGAGUAGUUCAGCCCAGUCAGGGCUCUUCAGCUCCAUCACCGGGUCCCACACUCCCAAUUCACUGCUGCCCAACUGUCAGGCCUUGCCAAGUCUUCACACAAACCCUGACGCUUGUACACAUGUUCCUUUUCUAGAUAUCGAGAAAGAUCAAGUUACAACAACGUGCUACAAUGACAGAGGUCGCUCCUACCAAGGCGGUGUGAAUGUGACGAGGUCUGGGAUACAGUGUCAGCAGUGGGACCAGCAGGUUCCCCAUCAGCACCGCCUGUCAGUGGAGGUCAUUCCAGAGUUGAAGAAUUCCGACAACCACUGUAGAAACCCUGGAGGAAUCAGUGACAAGCCCUGGUGUUACACCACAAACCCUAACAUACGCUGGGAGUACUGCGCUGUGCCCCAUUGUGGUGAACCAGGUACAGCAUCAGUGGUGAUGAAGCCAGAGUCAACAGUCCCUCGUCAGAUUCCUCGCCUCCCACCAACCACAGCUUCAUCUCCAGCUUACUCCAUGUCCGUCAUCGUGAUCCUUCUGACUGCCCUUGCAACCGCCGCCUUCCUCUCCAUCAUCGUCCUCGCCUGCCACAGACGGAGAAAGCAGUGGAGGAACCGCAAGAGAGUGAUGGAGACCCCGACGCUGAGUGCUCUUCCAUCAGAGCUCCUACUGGAUCGACUCCACCCCAACCCCAUGUACCAGCGAGUUCCCCUGCUGUUGAACUCAAAGCUGCUUGCCCUGGAGUACCCCCGAAAUAAUAUCCAAUAUGUGAGAGAUAUUGGGGAGGGAGCCUUUGGACGGGUUUUCCAAGCCAGAGCACCAGGCUUGCUGCCUAUGGAGUCGUUCACGAUGGUGGCUGUGAAGAUGCUCAAGGAGGAAGCGUCAGCUGACAUGCAGAACGACUUCCAGAGAGAGGCAGCGCUCAUGGCAGAAUUUGACCAUCCAAACAUUGUCCGACUCCUAGGUGUAUGUGCAGUGGGGAAACCAAUGUGUCUGAUGUUUGAGUACAUGGCCCACGGCGACCUCAACGAGUUCCUGCGUCGCCGAUCUCCGACCCAGUCAGUGCGGCCCCUCAGCUGCGCCAGCCUAUCCACUCGCAGUUUGUCCUCUGACCCGGAGAUGGGACCUCUCUCCUGCACAGAGCAGCUGUCGAUUUCCAAGCAGAUCGCUGCAGGAAUGGCAUACCUGUCGGAGCGCAAGUUCGUCCACCGGGACCUCGCAACGAGGAACUGCCUGGUUGGGGAGGAAAUGGUGGUGAAGAUUGCGGACUUCGGCCUCUCCAGAAACAUUUACUCAGCUGAUUACUACAAGGCCAAUGAGAAUGAUGCCAUCCCCAUUCGCUGGAUGCCCCCAGAGUCUAUCUUCUACAAUCGCUACACGACAGAAUCGGAUGUGUGGGCUUAUGGCGUGGUGUUAUGGGAGAUAUUCUCCCAUGGGAUGCAGCCGUAUUACGGCAUGGGUCAUGAGGAGGUGAUUUACUACGUGAGGGAUGGUCACAUCCUUUCCUGUCCUGAGAACUGUCCCUUGGAGUUGUAUAAUCUGAUGAGGCUUUGCUGGAGCACACACCCGUCAGACAGGCCGAGCUUCAGUAGCAUACAUCGAAUACUGGAGCGCAUGCAUCAGAACAGACUGAGCAUGAAUGCUGACGCUGAGGUUGACUGCUGAUUGUGACAAGGAUGAUUUUUCCUGUGCAAAAAACAAAAACAGCAAGUGUAGUGAUUUAGUGUCUGGUAGUGCCCAGUAGCACAGAGGUAAUUACAGUAUGUGACUUCUUUUUCCUGGUGUUAUUUUAGUCAUUGGUACUACAUAUAAUGUAACUUUUUAAAUUCGAGUUUACCAGGAACUGUCCAUCAGACAGGACUGCUUCAUGGAUAAAUAGACUUAACAAUUGGUGUUUUUUGGAACUUGUACAUCAUCAGCUGCAAUUGAUUUUUCUUGUUCUUAAUUGGUUUCCAUCAUUGAAGCAGAUUUGGUAAACUGUCUGACUUGUUGUUUAUUAGUCACGCACAAGAUCUCGCUUUUCAAGCCAUGUCUUGCUAAUUCCACAGUGGCACACAAUCACUUUAAAGAUUUGCUGAUGAUUGUUUAAUAGACGUGUUGCUAUUCCAUUUUGGGGCAUUCUUGUUUUAAUUUUGCGUCUUCUUCUUCUUCAUGUUGUCGUCGACCCUUUUUCCGACAUUCAGUAAAUCCUGGUAGGCACAGGUUAAAUUACUUUUGCAUUAUUGAAGUCUUCCGACUUGCGUCAUCGCCAUCGUCCGUAAGUCUCUCGGUGAUACAGACACAUUCAUUUGGUUAAUUAUAAUUAUUCAGAGCCUCAUUAACUGGAUCUAUUCCUGUGCCUUAAAACAGACCUGUGAAGAAUGGCCCUGAUGUGCAAAUAUAUCCUCAUUCUGCAAGACUAAACCUUCUUAAAGAUGGAAAACUUUGCUCUUUGGCGUCAUUUCUUAUUAAAUUGAAUUUUAGCUGUUUCACAGCAUGUCCACAGUAUUCACAUUGAUUACAACCGAGACAAUGCCAAAUGAAAGAAAAUUAGGAUUCUUUACAUAAGACGACAUGUUUCAUUUCUUUUUUUAUGUGGUGUGAUGGUAUGAUGUCGUUGUUAGUUACAUUAACAGUGAUAUAUAUAUAUAUAUAUUUUAUUUUUUUUCUUGCCACACUUUAUAUUAAGUAUGUUAUUUCUUUGUAUUGUUUGCAGAAUAAACACAAUUAUUCAA